This is a messenger RNA of Emiliania huxleyi CCMP1516, 1506 nucleotides long. RefSeq lists its product as hypothetical. Gene Ontology annotation, molecular function: oxidoreductase activity, acting on paired donors, with incorporation or reduction of molecular oxygen; heme binding; monooxygenase activity. The transcript is spliced from 2 exons. The record is from RefSeq and is a predicted model, not a curated record. Bases 1 to 1506 code for a protein of 501 amino acids. Lineage: Eukaryota; Haptophyta; Isochrysidales; Noelaerhabdaceae.
AUGGAUAUCCACCUCGAGAACCUCGAGAGAGAAGCCACCAUGCUCAACUGGGCGUUACCCGCCCUCCUCCUUCUCCUCGCCGGCGUCAUCUGGCGCGUCGUCACAGCAAAGCGGCUGCCGGCUGGUCUCACAACUGCGCCUUGGGCGCCAGGUGGGAUCCCUAUCCUCGGCCAUGCGCUGAGGUACAGGACCAACCCAGCGGCCUUCCUCUCCUCUUCGUGCGCCAGCGUUGGCCCCGUCUUCCGUCUGAAUCUGGCUGGAAAGCGCAUGGUGGUCGUCGGACCAGACAGCGCAGUCAUCAAGGAAGUCGCGACGGCAUCCGAGUCGAUCCUGUCGGCGCGGAGGGCGGUCGCGGAAAUUGGCUUCAACGAGACGCUGGGCAGCCUCAACGUCUAUUUUGGCACGGACCUCCACAAGCGCUGGAUCAAGGAGACGUACGGUGCGUGGUGGGCGCGUCAGCCGCACGACGCUCCCUCCGGCCUGCGCGACGAGAUCCGGCCGCUCUGGAGGUCGCUCGACAGGUCGCUCGAGCGUGAACGCGCCGCCUCCCUUCGCGCCGCCGACCUGUUCGGCCUAGCGCGCGCGACGGUGCUGCGCUGUCAGGUCGAGCGCCUGCUCGGCGCGCCUGUCCUCGAGGCGGCAGGCGACGCGGCCUUCAUCAGUGCAUUCAUGAGCUUCCAGGAUCGCAUCGAAGACGCGACCGCAAAGGCGGCGGUGCUGCCGCGCACCCUAUCGCUGCCUCUCGUCCUCUGGCCGGUGGCGCGCAUGCGGCGCAAGCUCACAAGGCGCCUCGCCGCGGCCAUCGCUUGCGCGGAGCGCGGGGCCGACCCUGCAACCCUCGGAUCGUGGCUGCGCGCCGCUGCGACGCUCCCGGGCGAGCUCGCGCGGCGGCCGAGUGCACAGGUGGCGGAGCUCGCGAUCGGGCUGCUGUUUGCGAGCCACAAGAACCCGUCGAUCGGGGCGGCGCAGACGUUGUGCGCAUUGCUCGAGCUCGGCGACACACACCCGACCGCAAGCAGGCUGGCCGCGUCGCCGGGCGCCGAGGCGCUGGCGGGCUGCCACACGAUCCAGCGCUGCGUGCUCGAGACGCUCCGGCUCUGCGCGCACGCCAUCGGGGCGGUGCGGACCGUCGUCGCGCCGGGCGGCUUCGUGCUCGCUGGUCGCUAUUGGGUGGCGCGCGGCGAGACCAUCGCUUUGGCACACGUGGCAGUGCACCGGUCGACCGAGGUGUGGGGCGCCGACGCCGACGCCUUCCGUCCGUCGCGGCCCGAGUAUGGCGAGGCGGGCGCGCCGGCAUCGCCGCCCAGCGAGUACGAGUACACCACCUUCAGCCAGGGGCUGCACACGUGUCCUGGCGAGCGGCUGGCGUUGCGCACGAUGGAGCUGCUCGUGGCGCACUUCCUCACAAAGGGCGCGGCGCUCGACGGCCCGUUGCCGCCCGUCUCGUUCGAGCGCGCGACGCUGGCGCAGCGCGAGCGGGUGGUGGCGAUCCGGUUUGCGAGGUGA